Molecule: messenger RNA, 1850 nt
Organism: Vitrella brassicaformis
Lineage: Eukaryota; Vitrellaceae
Source: the annotation of a GenBank genome assembly
AUGGACCUCUUGAAUCGCGUGGAGGCUCGGGGGCUCACCACCUGGCUGGUUUCCAUCAUGCUGCUGUCUGUCAUUAUCCACGGCGAAACCAAUGACUACAUCAGUGCCAUACUCUUGCUGCUGGCGAUGAUGCUCAGCCUUUAUCACUACCUCAUUCUCUUGUCGCUGAUUUGCCACAACGGCCUCUGUGACUUGGCCGAAACCAAAGGCGAGCCCUCGACACCAUCGCCGGCGCGUCGCACGACAUUCGGUGAGUUAGACAAUCGUCUGAAGCACGCCACCACUCACAAUCUACUCGAUGGCUUUUUUGUGUAUGCUUGGCAGCGGGCUCCUGGCGACGCUGCCCAUUUGGCGGCCAGCGGCGGCGUGUCUCUCCCGCCUCCUCGCCUGGCACACCCGACGGGCCGAAAAGCAACGCGAAAAAUGUGGCAAAGUGUGUCUGGACUGGGAGAGCGGCAAACUGUCAUGGACCGGAGACGGUGGCGAUAAGGUGACGUCAUCGCGUGGCCUCUACAGCCCCCGCAGGAGGCGGCGCUAUGGCGGGGUACUUGGUUUCCUGCAGACGCUGUGGCAUGGCCGCAGCAGCGAGUGGCGUCUGGCGAGGAGGAGUGCACUCAUUUCGCGAAUGCUGAGUGCAGCUGUGGAGGAGGCCAUCGAUCGACUGCAAAUCAGAGAUGUCAGCGUGUUCAGAUCGACGUCGUCAACUCACAUAUUUCGUCGUCAACUCACAUAUUUUAUUGUGCUUACGUCAGGUUCCAUUGGACUUCCUUGACUUCCUAUUAUGCUGGGCCUUUUACUUGAAUUCGCCAUACAUGAGGGAACAAGUGAGACGGACAGAAGCAGCAUUGAUGGUUACCCUUGUGGCCGAUCGUUUAUGCAGUGUCGGCUCCGGUGGGAGUCGACCGUGUCUUCUGACCGACGAUCUCAAGUUCGGCGUCGAAAUACAAGAGGUGGUAAAAUGCUUCUGCUGAUUUCCUCUGUGGAUGAUUCUGCGCUGUUUGCCUUUACGCGGACAGGUGGCAGCCAGGACCAUCCGACCAACAACGGCCUUAGAAGAGAUUCUACAGAACAGGAGACGCAGAUAGAUGAGAGAGCCUUCAUAGACGCUGGAAGGUGAGCACAGAAGGCGUCAGUAAGGUCUACGUCAAUGAAGCACAUGGGGGGGUGCAGAUUUGUGCAAGAGUGCCAAAGGCAGGGAAGAGUAGGCAUGACACUUCACGAUCUCCAGGUGAGCAGGCGCACGGUAGCAAUACCACGUCAGUACAUUCUUCGACUGUCCUUGGGUCUCUUGUCAGUCGAAGCUCCUUCUUGUCGUGGACGAGCUGGUCACUCACCAGCAUGACUAUGACGAAUCCGUUUGCCGCAGAGCCAGGACAAGACAGCACGUCAGGAGCGUGUCAGGAGCUAUUUUGAUCACUCAGUAUUCGAGCAGCAGUGAGUUCCAGGUCGACGCACACGUGGGAGGCUGGCGUCAGCUGUACAAGACUUAUGAGAAGGCCAAGCAGAGAAUGAGACACGCCAGAUCACAGGCGGUAUACGACACACACGCAGGGGAGCUAAAAGUGUGCAUGGCACUUCUUCUUGUGCAGGGCAAUGGCCCCGAUGACGAUGACAGUGAGCCGCCAACAGACGUACGGGGGAUAGAACGCCGACAAUGCGUUCACUGACAAACACAUGUCUAUGCUUUCUUUUCCCUUCUUUGUCAGGUACAUGGCCAUGGACAGGACGAAGACGCACAACUCAGAGAGCCUGUUGAUGGAGAGCGGGUGCUGGCGGUUGAUGUCUCGUGUGUCAAUGGGAGUGAGCCGGCUGAGCGUAGAGUGGAGGCUUCAAUGGACGAAGACAUGUGA